AAUAUUUGAACGUGAAGUCUAGACCUGUGGUCUGUGUUAAAAAAACCUUGCAGUUUAGAAGUACAUUUAAAUCUUCCGCAAUCUAAAAUAAAUCUCCGGGUCUAGCAACGCUCAUAGCGAUGAGUACAGAUCUUUCUAUGUUGACAUACUUGCCGACUAAAGAGGCCGACAAUACCACGCCAUUUCCCCAUCGACAUUCUGCUAGAACCACGCUUCACUGGAUCAUGUACUCAAGUACCUCUUCUGAGUUUGGUCCGAGUACUUCAACAGAAUCAAUCACUCUGCGCACGGAGCAUCGGACGGACAUAAUGCCUCUGGAAAAUGCCACGGGAAUUCUUAAUGGAACAGAUAUCAUCUUAGCAGAUGACAAUUUUACGGUAGAAGUAAUCUGGGACUGGUUUGUGAAUUUAACAUUAGCCACUAGGAUAGUGAUAAGUAGCCUGGUCUGUCUAGUACUGGUGUUGCUGAUCAGUGUAAUCAGCUGUUGUUGCUGCUGCAAAAGAGGUAGAUGCAAAACAGAAAUCCGGAGAAACAACGCGACGAGGGCUUACUCCGGAGAUAGACAUUACACCCUACCGAACCAGAUCACUCGAUUAUCAAAACUACGUCAAAACUUCACACGUCGAAUCAACUCCCUGUGGCUGGAUCGAGAGGUUGCCGACGGAGAGUCUGUAAGUGCAAACAGAAUCCCCCACAAUUCACCUAGGAAAGAUCGAAACGUGCGCAUGCCUUCCCCGACACCAUCGGCAACAGACAGGCCGUACAUGGAUAUGUCGUGUCUGACCCAAACUCACAAAGAAAUCGAGCCUCAUAAACAUUUGGAUGAUCACGAGAACUUAUCAUCAAAAGGAUACGUAAAACCAGACCGAAAAAUACUACCACCACCACCACCGAAACCGCACCAAAAACUGCAAAACACCGACGGCAAAAGUAGUUUAAGGUUGAAAAAUAACCCCAAUGUCAUAGGCGAGCAAGGAUAUAAUAGUCCUCGCAUGCCUGUAAAAUACGCGGUUGUGCCGACCGUAUCAGUUCCACCGCCAUACAGCACGUGUCAACAGUGUUCCAUGGGUCACUACGGACCCGGAUGUAGCGCAAUAGUCCAGAUGCCUAUUCAGCAGGCACAAGCUAUGGGCAUGUACAAUAACCACAUGUACUUGUCUGAAGAACCGUACCACGUCUUCGCAUAUGGACCGAACAGGAAAAUACCACACUGGAAAGGUGACAUGGAACACGCGUAUUAUCAUGACAAUAUAGCAUAUGGUCAAAGCAUACCGGAAGUAGCAGACUACGGUGAUGAAUGUGACAUUAGUGAUGUUCCCCAGUUUGAACAACAUUCACUGAAAAACAGACAACCAAAAAUGCAGACACACGACAAAAACACAAAGUUUGAAAAACAAGUAUACGAUAAAGCACAGGUUCAGGAACCCAUGUACAGUGACGUUACAGAGCUUGACGGAGGAUUUAAUAACACUGGUUCUUGUGAAGGGACUCAAAAGCCUGGUACUCAAGAUCUGAAGGCUACAAAAAUGACACGUUCAGUUCGAAUGUCUAUGGAUUUAAAAUGACGUCGACUAGUUUAGGAGGAUUUCAUUGACAAAAAGAAUAACUUCACCUAACGGAUGUGAAAUCAAGAAGAAAGUUGACCAAUAUAAUGGGAUACGUGACUGUAUCCGUAUCAUUGCAUGAAAUCAAAGGUGUAACCCAAGUGAAAUAUGAAAUCCCAUCGACUAAAAACCACAUUUGAAUACGGGACUUUCGAGAUACGGAUCCACUCGACUUUUAUCGCGCGUUGAACGUCAUUUGUAGUGCAUGUCACUUCCGGAUUACAAUAACAAUUAAGUAAACAAGCAUAGAAUUCUUCAAUUGCUAUCAAAUUCCUGCAUUUAAAUGCUAUCUUUGAAAGAAAGAAAUUACUACAACCAUUUUAUAGGAAAAUGCAUUUGAUUAAAAUAUGGGAGUUGGCGAGAGAAAUAAAUCUAGGGAAUAUCUUGAGGAUAUCGGUAAAACCUCACGCCUUACAUCUAAUGAUACGCGUCUAAAUGCACCUUUUCCCCGCCAUCUAAUUUACACCCAGGCCACUAUAAGCACCAAUAGUGACUCGGGUCGUCAUCGUGGGACUGCGCAUAGCUCUUUACGGACCGUCUGCUAGCGAAACACCAUUUGUAUCGUUGUCAACUUUGCCCUACAAUUGGUUAUUAUCACGUGACCGUGGUGUGUAAAUGUCAAAUAUAAUCGGUCGUUCCGGCACAUCCCGAAAGUUCCGUAUUGUUUACACAUUCAUACAGAGUUGUCAAUAAAUUUGAUCGGUUAGAAUUAUACGAUUUAAGUUAAACACCAGCAAACAAAUACGCAGUGUGUCUGUAUGCAGUAAAGAUUUAUGAUAAUCAAUGCUAUAUUUAUAAUUACAUAUAGCCGAUUAAUGCUUGCUUUAUUUUACCUUAUUAUUUAGAUUGAUAAUGAGAUGACCUUAUAAUUCCAUUCAAACAUACAGACUAACUGAAUGUAUUCUCUGGUAGCCUUUGAGCUAUUUUAUAUAUUUUGAAAUAGAUUUGUUAAUUUCUCUUACUAAAGUCAUAAAAUUCACCUUGAAGUAAUAAAAUUUGAAAGGAGUUUAA
Molecule: messenger RNA, 2615 nt
Organism: Ostrea edulis (European flat oyster)
Lineage: Eukaryota; Metazoa; Mollusca; Bivalvia; Ostreida; Ostreidae
Exons: 6
Coding region: 120-1565 (481 amino acids)
Source: RefSeq, a predicted model, not a curated record